Molecule: messenger RNA, 1306 nt
Organism: Gossypium raimondii (Peruvian cotton)
Lineage: Eukaryota; Viridiplantae; Streptophyta; Magnoliopsida; Malvales; Malvaceae
Exons: 4
Coding region: 132-428 (98 amino acids)
Biological process (GO): tRNA splicing, via endonucleolytic cleavage and ligation
Molecular function (GO): tRNA 2'-phosphotransferase activity
Source: RefSeq, a predicted model, not a curated record
CAUGGUGAUGAAUCUUUCUUAAAAAUUUAUUAAUUUCUUCAUGCUUUAUCUGAAUUGUCACCUUAGAUUAUUUUUAGCUGUUGUUUUGAGCAUCUUUAUUUAUGUCUAUGCACUUCUAAGGAAGAUAUUGUAUGUCACGUUGGCAGACAGUUGAGUCCGAAAGAUUAUUAAAACAAAUACUUUCAGCUGAUGAAGUGCAAUUUUGCGUACAUGGAACCUAUAAGAGGAAUUUGGAAUCAAUUUUGGAGUCGGGUUUGAAGCGCAUGAAAAGAUUGCAUGUUCACUUCUCAAGUGGCUUGCCGACUGACGGUGAAGUGACAAGUGGUAUGAGACGAGAUGUUAACGUUUUGAUCUAUCUUGAUGUUAGAAAAGCUUUGGAAGAAGGCAUGAAGCUUUACAUUUCAGACAACAAAGUGAUAUUGACUUAAGGUUUUGAUGGGGUGGUACCUGUCAAGUGCUUUGAGAAAAUAGAAUCAUGGCCAGACAGAAAACCUAUACCUUUCUUAAAUGUUUAAAAUUGAAUGAUGAAAUGAUCAGCUUUUUUUUUUUUUUUACUUUCUUUUAAACUUGUGUGAUGACAAAUUUGUAUUUAUAAAAGAUGACCACCAUUAAGUCGAUUACAAUAAGAGUACUGUAAUCACUGAAUUUUGUUCGAGAUUAAUUUCGUGUUUGAAAAAAAAAAAGAAAUUUUUUAUUUUUUUAUUUUUUUGCAUUUUAACCCCUGUACUUUUCAAAAUUUACAUUUUGACCCCAAACUUUUCUAAAAUUUACAUUUUGACCCCAAAACUUUAUAAAAUUAUAUUUCGACCCCUAGACUUUCUGAAAAUUUCACUUUGACCCCUAAACUCUCAAGAAAUUACAUUUUGGCCCAUAUUUUGCUAAAAUUACACUUUUGCCCCAGAAGCUUUGCAUCCUAUGCAAUUUAGUCCUUCUGGACUUGUCUAAUCGCCGCUGCAGCAGCCGAGCGUACCCCUCCCAGCCGAGCUACUCCAGCAGCCCCCCUAGGCCAUCAUGGCUCCUCUGCCACCUACAAACAAUGAGAAAGAGGACAAAAUUUGGAGCUUUUAAAAAGAAAAAAUUGAAGAGAAGGGAGGGGGGAUUUUCAGCAACCAAAACAGAGAAAAACCAGCAAAAGAAACGGUUUUUUUGAGCAAAAAUUCAAACAGCAGCAAGCAAAAGGGCCUCCACCGCCGCCUUCACCACCACCGUGCUCACCGCCGUGCGUCGGCAUCCCCUCACCGCCUUUGUACCUACACGAACAAGCAAGAAGAAAACCAAAAAGCCAUAAAAAAAAAAACAACCCAAA